AUGCCGUUCGACGGAAGCGCGGAGGAUCCGGAGAGGGCUUCCUCGAUCGAGAAGCUUCUAGAAGCUCCGCUGCCAUGGAUCGGCCUGUACGUCGCCGCCGCGUCUCUCGCCUGCGCGGCGGCGAUGGCGGCCGACACUCUCCACGGACUAUGGCGGAAGAAGCACUGGUUUCCGUCGCGAUACUUCUCGAUCAACGCAACUUCACUCACGCUGCUCGCGGUCUCGAUGAAGCUGCCGGUAGAUCUCAGCACUCGGAUGUAUUCCGUCACCGACCGCCUCGCCAAGAUCAGCAGCCUCAUCUUCAUGUCCACCGCCAUGGCCAAUAUCCUCACCUCACUCGGCUCCAUGACCGAUCAGGAUGUGCUAAUGAACGUCACAGCUUUAGGCAUUUUGGUGAUCACGGUGGUAGUGAAUGUGGCCAUACAGGUCAUCCAGAUGCACGCUUAUUUAGGCAAUCGGCUAGGGUUUCACGAAGAGCUUUUGGGGACUCUAUCGAUGUUGUUCCUCCUCCUCAUGUUUGUUUCAACGGCGGUCAUGAUUCCUUCUAUGAAGCGCUAUUUGGAGACGAAAUAUCACGAGAUGCAUCGAUCUGCUUUGAUUGAGGAUGAAAUUGAUUUGCGGAAAGUGAUCACCGUUGAUAAAUUGAGAGUGUUGGUGAAGAAAUAUUGGGUGAUGGCGGAAACUAGCAAUCCUCAGUUUGUGAUUGCUCGUUCUGUGACGUGCACCACUUCUGGAAUGUUGAGCUUGAUGAUCUGUCUGGUUUUGGCGGAAGUCGAGAUUCGGAUGGCGAUGGGCUUUGGUUUGCUGCAGCACUCAUUCUCCAGCUAUGGAUGGUCAACUAAGUUUGUUCUUAUAGCUCAGACUGCCGGGGUGAUCGUUGGCACGAUUGCUCCCGCAUCGAGAUGGUUAGUUGCUGUGAAAUACAGCUCGUUGAAUCAAGGCAGGAGGAGUUUCGGAAAUGCAGUGAGUGUUGAGGACUAUUGGACUCAGAAGAUGGUGGAGUGGAGGCAGAGCUCUUUGUCUUUCCAAAUUCGACAUUUCAAGAGCAGGAAGCUUAUUCAUGAUUUGAGAGCUUUGUUUUUGAAAUCCUGCAUUUCUGUUCAGCGUCUGGUUAUUCUUGCUAGCAAACUAGUUCUUCUCAUCUCUAUCUGUUUCACUAGUCCAGUGAUUUCUUGCGUUGACUAUUUCACGAGGUUGAGGAGGCAGAAUCGCGUAGCGCACUCUGCAUCCUCACGCGAUCCAGAGGUCUCGGAGAAGGUUGAUCCCGAGCUGGAUUUGAGCCAUUAUGUGAUGCUGCUGGAAGGGGAAGUAGAGCUUCCUGCAGAGACUCUGGAGAAUAUCUGCAAAGAAAUUGAUCAAGUUAUUCAUAAAGGCAAGCUGAAAAGGCCCAAUAAUUUGCUCAAACUGCUCUCCAAAUCUUGCAGCUUCAAAGGGGUAGGGGAAUUCGACAGCAGUCAAGUUCCACCUCUGCAUUCUCAAGAUCUUCCCUAUUGCUGGUCUCUACCUGUGGUGACGCUGGCUUGCAUUGCACUUGCUCUUCCCAACGUCGAGAAGAGCAAAUUGGAUUGCCUGCUGAGAAGUGUGACUGAAGGGCUUCGCCUCGUGAAGCUCGUGGACAAGACCAUGGAUAAAAAAGGCGGUCUGGCAAACAUAAGAACCGCUGCAGAUGUGGUGUGGGUGAAAGUGGAACUGUACCACAAAUGGCAAGACGAAGAUCUUCGCAAUGUGUCUGUUAAAGGGAAAAAUGCUGCAGAGAUACUGCAAGAGCUCUUCUAUAAAGCUGAGAAGACUGUGCUCGAGUUCCAGAGAAACGCCCGGGACUGCCUCAUGAAGAAUCCACUAAACUGGCCUGCUAAUGUGAUUGCAUCUAACGCGAUGUAUAGGAUGUCCAGAACAGUCCUGCUCAACCAUGGAGGCUGUGAAAAUGAAGAAACAGAUGAUGCCUUGUUCGACAAGCUGUCUUUCAUGAUUGCAGAUAUACUGGCGGCAUGCCUUACCAAUCUGGCUCAUGUGAUAACUGUCAAGUGUCACCACAGUGCCAUUGAGGUCAGGGAGAAAAGUGUGCGUAAAGCAGCUAUGCUUCUGGGCGAAACUGAGGAGAUUUUGGCGCUUCUCCAGCAACGACAAGUGCCAAUACUUGCGCCUCGGAAGGCAACGGAUAUUGAAGAAUGGCGCGCCUUUGUCAAGCAGGAAAAGAUAGACAAACAGAGCUCCGUUACUAGGCCUAACUAA
Molecule: messenger RNA, 2232 nt
Organism: Salvia splendens (bonfire salvia)
Lineage: Eukaryota; Viridiplantae; Streptophyta; Magnoliopsida; Lamiales; Lamiaceae
Exons: 1
Coding region: 1-2232 (743 amino acids)
Source: RefSeq, a predicted model, not a curated record